Emys orbicularis (European pond turtle) is the source of this 2049-nucleotide messenger RNA. Its product is annotated as spindle assembly abnormal protein 6 homolog. The record is from RefSeq and is a predicted model, not a curated record. Gene Ontology annotation, biological process: centriole replication. The coding region runs from base 1 to 2049 and encodes 682 amino acids. Gene Ontology annotation, cellular component: centrosome; centriole. NCBI's taxonomy places the organism in Eukaryota, Metazoa, Chordata, Testudines, Emydidae. The transcript has 18 exons.
AUGGCAGAGCAGCUCUUCUGUAAGGGGGUGUCCGCGGUGAUCAGCUGCGCGGGCUGCGAGGAGAGGAGGGCUGAUAUAAGGCUAACUGUUGAAAUUUGUACAUCAUCCAGUCCUAUCCAUAAGAAGGAACUUACUGUGCGUAUUACAGAUGAUGCAGAUCCAUUAUUCUUGUAUUCUGUUGCUAUAGGAGAGGAAGAUUUUCAGAGUUUAAAGAGCCAACAAGGAUUGCUUGUAGAUUUUUCAGCUUUUCCCCAGAAAUUCAUUGAUUUGUUAGAACAAUGCAUUUUGGAACAAGGAAAACAAGUGCCUCGGUUUUUAAUUCAACUUGUAACAUCUUCCCCAGCAUUGGAUUGCAUGCCUGCAUGUUUAAAUGUAGUGGAAACCAAUCCAUUCAAACAUCUCACUCACUUGUCUCUAAAGCUUUUGGCAGGAAGUGACGGUGACGUCAAGAAAUAUCUUGCCAUCUGCAUUAAAAAUUUAAAGAUGGAAAACAGUAUGUUGGAAGAUAAGCUACACAGAUCAGAAGAGGGACUUUCAAAAAGACUAACUGUAACACAGCAGGCUUUGGUAGAAAAAAGCAAGGAACUGGAUAAACUACAAAAUGAAUGGACAUCACAGACCACUUCAUUGACUAACAAGUACUCCCAAGAAAUCACAGCAGAAAAGGAGAAAGUGCUACGGAUUCAAGCACAGUACCAGCUUCGGCAUGAACAGCAAAAGAAAGAGAUGGAAGCAACUUGCAACAGAAAAGUACAUCACUUAGAAACCAGGGUAUCUGAAUUUGAAACUGUUAAUAAGGAUCUCACAGAGAAAAAAUACAAGUCUGAAUCUUCUAUAAGGGAGCUGAAAUCCAAAUUUGCAGGACUUGAAGAGGAGUAUCAGAGGGCAAAACAAGAAGUUCUGUCCCUUCAAAGAGAAAAUUCAACUCUUGACACAGAGUGCCAUGAAAAGGAGAAACUCCUAAACCAGCUAAGAACACGCAUUGCAGUCCUAGAACAAGAAGUGAAGGAUAAAGAGCAAGUAGUAAUAAGAAGCACAGAUGUCUGUGAAAGUGUACAAGAACACAAGGUCUUCCUUGCAAGUGCAACCUCUGGUCUCUUUCUACAUCUGCCAGCAAGGAUGACAGUUGAGAUGAAAAAGUUGGAAGAAUCGCUGGAGAUGAAACAGCUUCAAAUUGGAAAAUUUGAAACCACGGUGAAGUCUAUUUCUGAGGAACUUCUGAAAGCUAAUGAAAUUAUCAAAAAGCUCCAGGGAGAGAUGAAGAAACUAAUGGAGAAGAUGAAGUUAAAAAAUGCAGUGACACUGCAACAAGAAAAAAUAUUAGGAGAAAAAGAGCAAACCCUUCAAAAGGAGAGAUUGGAGCUUAAUAAUGUGAAACAGGCCCUUCAACAAAAAGAGGAAGAAGUCUUUAAGUUGCAAGAGCAGCUAGACAUCACUGUUCAGAAAUUGGAAGAAAGCAAACAGCUGCUGAAAACUAAUGAGAAUGUAAUUUCCUGGCUAAAUAAACAACUGAAUGAGAAUAAAAUUGCAUCUAUGCAUGGGGCAUCAGGUCACAGUGAUAUGCCAUGUGCUGGAAGUGCCACCAAUUCAGCAGCUUUGCAGAAUGGCCUGCCUCGGUUUCUACUUUAUAACAGUCCUUUCUCUGUCCCUGUGAUGCCUCCACCAAUUAGCACUGCUUCCCUUUCUAAUAACUAUAAAGGCUCUGUUCCUCUGCGAAUGAAUAUCCCAUGUGCGGUCACCAGUGCUGCAAGAUAUAAUCCACAGGUACGCAUCAACUUAUCAGCAAAUUCCACCAGCACUCCGUUACAUGAGACAAGACCUUGUCCACCAACCUCCACUCCUUUAGUGCCCCCAAACUCAGGCCAUGUUGAGCCAACUGGUUUAGACAUGAAAUAUUUGAAGAAAGAUGGCAACUUGCCUUUGAGAGGGCUAAAACCUUUGUCUGUAGCAAGUACAGCGUUAUCAAGAACUAUGUUACCCAAGCAAGGAACUCCACCUGUAAUAUCUGCUUACUUCCCAGGGCAACAGACUAGACUUCCUGCAUCAUAA